Lepisosteus oculatus (spotted gar) is the source of this 1821-nucleotide messenger RNA. It is a transcript of the gene ctsd, whose product is annotated as cathepsin D. The record is from RefSeq and is a predicted model, not a curated record. Gene Ontology annotation, biological process: proteolysis. NCBI's taxonomy places the organism in Eukaryota, Metazoa, Chordata, Actinopteri, Semionotiformes, Lepisosteidae. Gene Ontology annotation, molecular function: aspartic-type endopeptidase activity. Gene Ontology annotation, cellular component: lysosome.
GGAGUCAGCUGACGGAGGUGCUGUGUUAUUAAAAACUCGGGUGAACUGCUUGGUCAUUGUUCAUAUCCAUAAUAGGGAGCCUAACGAUACGCUGCAUGUCCUGAUCGCUGCAGCAAUAAAAUGAAGCUUUCGUACUUGUUCCUGUUGGCUGCUUUCGUCUGGACCACCGAUGCUAUCAUCAGGAUUCCUCUUAAGAAGUUUCGCUCUAUCAGACGGUCUCUGUCCGAUGUGGGUAAAAGCGUCGAAGAGCUGGUGGCUGACAAGGAGUCCUUGAAGUACAACCUGGGUUUCCCUGCAAGCACUGGGCCUACUCCAGAGACCCUGAAAAACUACCUUGAUGCUCAGUACUACGGGGAAAUUGGAAUCGGAACCCCGCCACAGCUCUUCACCGUGGUGUUUGACACAGGAUCGUCCAACCUCUGGGUGCCUUCCAUCCACUGCUCCUUCACCGACAUCGCAUGCUUGCUUCACCACAAGUACAAUUCUGCCAAAUCAAGCACAUACGUAAAGAAUGGAACAGCCUUUGCUAUUCAGUAUGGGUCUGGCAGUCUAUCUGGAUAUCUCAGCCAAGACACCUGCAAGAUUGGCGAUUUAUCUGUGGACCGCCAACUUUUCGGUGAAGCUUUAAAGCAGCCUGGAGUGGCAUUCAUUGCUGCCAAGUUUGAUGGCAUUCUAGGAAUGGCUUAUCCCAGGAUUUCAGUAGAUGGAGUAGCUCCUGUCUUUGAUAACAUGAUGAGUCAGAAAAAGCUGGAAAAGAAUGUGUUCUCCUUUUACCUGAACAGGAACCCUGAAACACAGCCAGGCGGGGAAUUGCUGCUCGGUGGGACAGACCCUAAAUAUUACACUGGGGACUUUCAGUACCUGAACGUUACCAGGCAGGCCUACUGGCAGAUCCACUUGGAUGGGAUGAGUGUUGGUAGCCAGCUGACUCUGUGCAAGGGUGGCUGUGAGGCCAUUGUUGACACUGGUACCUCCCUCAUUACUGGACCCGCUGAAGAAGUGAAGGCGCUCCAGAAAGCCAUUGGAGCCAUCCCACUCAUCCAGGGGGAGUACAUGAUUGACUGCAAGAAAGUUCCUUCUCUUCCUGUCAUUUCGUUCACAAUGGGUGGGCAGACAUAUAAGCUGACUGGAGAUCAGUAUGUCCUGAAGGAAAGCCAGGCAGGGAGGACAAUUUGCCUGAGUGGAUUCAUGGGACUUGACAUCCCUCCUCCAGCUGGGCCCCUGUGGAUUCUGGGAGAUGUCUUUAUUGGGCAGUACUACACAGAAUUUGAUAGGGAGAACAACAGAGUUGGCUUUGCAAAAGCUAAAUAGUUAUAGAAGUAGUUAAAUUUGACAAUCUCUAGGGAAAGGAGAAACAUACUAAGGUUAUUGCACAAAUAUGGGUUCCGUUGUAUCAGGUAGCAAUGCAUUUAUUUAGAUUUAAGGGCUUAGAGCCUAAUUACUCAUCAGCUGAUAUUUUUCAGUAAAUAACAAAUGAUCAAAUUUUAAGUUGAAAAAUUAAGACUACAUGCUUUGUGGUAUCUGGCAGAAUAUUUAAUCUGAUGUGACGACAUGAACAAUUUUGUUUUAAUGUGUGUAUUUUUUUAAAAAAGGUACUUUUUAGUAACUGCCAGUUCACUUGCUUUUUGUUACAUUUUCUUAAAUAUGUCUCAGAACCACAGCCUUCUUAUGUGAGAAUUUGUUUCCAUAAAUUGAAAAUGAACUUAGUGUGUGUCGGCUUUGUUCACGUGAUAUUUUUGAAAUAUGGAAACUAAAAAGUGCAGGGUACCAGUUAGACCAUUUGUAAACAUAACUAAAAUAAAAACCACUAGCUGCUGAUAA